This is a messenger RNA of Salvelinus fontinalis (brook trout), 2187 nucleotides long. RefSeq names its product EH domain-binding protein 1-like. The record is from RefSeq and is a predicted model, not a curated record. NCBI's taxonomy places the organism in Eukaryota, Metazoa, Chordata, Actinopteri, Salmoniformes, Salmonidae. Bases 47 to 400 code for a protein of 117 amino acids. The transcript has 4 exons.
AUCGAUCCAUUGUGUUCCAGGGACCAGUAAGGAAGAGGAGGAGGCCAUGAUGCAGGAGUGGUUCAUGUUGGUCAACAAGAAGAACGCCCUGAUCAGGAGACAGAACCAACUCUCUCUACUGGAGAAGGAGCACGAUCUGGAGAGACGCUUCCAGCUGCUCAACAGAGAGCUGAGAGCCAUGAUGGCCAUCGAGGACUGGCAGAAGACAGAGGCUCAGAAGAGAAGAGAGCAGCUGUUGCUGGAUGAACUGGUCAUACUGGUCAACAAACGAGACGCGCUGGUCAGAGACCUCGAUGCACAGGAGAAACAGGCGGAGGAGGAAGAUGAACACCUGGAGAGAACCCUAGAGCAGAACAAAGGCAAGAUGGCCAAGAAGGAAGAGAAGUGUGUCCUUCAAUGAUUGUCAUUUCAUUUCACACACAUAUAUAUAUAGUCUACGUCCCAAAUGACACCCUAUGUCCUAUAUAUUACUUUGACCAGGGCAACACAGUGCACUAUAUCGGGAAUAGAGUGCCUUUUGGGACACAGAUAUAGGCUAUAAUAUUUGUUUGAUCGAUACAAGAAUUGUAUUAUUAUAUUGACUAUUAUUAUUGUAAUUAUUAUUAUUAAUAUACCAUUAUAUUGACAUAUUGUUAUUAAUAUACCAUUAUAUUGACAUUAUUAUUAUAUUGACUAUUUGAGAAACCUGUAUUUUAUGUUUAUUUGAACCCUGACAUUGAAAUGCAGUCGUUGUGUUUGUUGGUCAACGGCUGUGAUGGUUUUACUGGUGAACUAAACGGCUGUGAUGGUUUUACUGGUGAACUAAACGGCUGCAUCCUAAAUGCAACCCUAUUCCAUAUAAAGGGCACUCCUUUUGACCAGAGCCCCUCACUCUAUAGGAAACAGGGAGCCAUCUGGGAGGCCUUGAGGCUCGGUGAGGAUGAGAGCCCAUGAUGUCUUGAACCAGCUUUAUACUGACAUGGAAACGUGUCCUGCUUAUACAACACACUAGAUGUUUCAUUCUGUUGUCGUUGCUUUAUCGAGCAAGGUACUUGUAUUUAAUAUACAUAUAAACGAUGGCAUAUACAGCCCAGUGGAAACCUACCAAGGGAGGGAUUGAAAUAUCAAAUAAUCAUGUCGUGAUUCUAAAGGGAAGAAAAGACAUGGUUGUAUCCUAUGUGUGGUUGGAGUUUUACCUGAGACCUGAACAUUUCAUUUAGACACACACAGCCUUCUCUGGCAGAAUGGUUCAAUGUUGAGGAGCUUGGAGACAGAGAUUCCUUUCUAGUGGUUUUGAGGUACAGCACGAGUUGUUUUAUAGGGGACGUUGGUGAUGAUAGCCAAUGAUAUUGUACUGACGUUUAUUGUUUCAGUUGGACUUUAAAAAAAAGAGUAUAAUUCACGAUAUCAGUAUUUUCAAGCUAUGUUUAUUACUUGACUGUGUGUAAUGUUUUAACGGUAAGAUAUCUCAAGAUGCAGUUCAUAAACCGAAAAACUGUUAUGAUUUUUUUAGUUCGCUUGAAUGCGGUUAACCAAACAUUUCAGAAGAAGAGCUGGCUCGGUGAUAAGGGGGAGAGAGGAAGGGUAUGGGGGUAAGGAGCGGAGGGAGGGAUAAGGGGGGAGGGAGGAAGGGUAAGGAGCGGAGGCGGGGAUAAGGGGGGAGGGAGGAAGGAAGAGUAGAGGGGUAAGGAGCAGAGCUGAGGCGGGGGUCGUGUCCAACUAUCAUUUUGUAUAUUUCAUCACCGCUCUGACAAAUGGCAUACAAAAAACUUUUUUUCCCGGAUCAAUUCCGCAAGCAGUUGAAAGCAGAAUAACUUGUAUUUAUUGCCGUUUUAUAGUCGGUAGUAGGAAUUCUACGGGCUAUACGUGUUAUUAGUGAACCAGCAUCACGACACAACCAUGUCAUAUUCUUGCAUUUCUUGCUUUUUAAUCAAAAGGGCGUUUUGUUAAUAUUUAUUGUAUACAUACUGAAGAAGAGAUCAUGUGUUGCUUUUAUUUGUGCUUCGAUCUCCUGGUUCCAACAAUAGAAAUGUAAUUAUCAGAACGGGCAUAUAGCCCAUCAGAUCAUUCUAGUAGUUAUAUUUCUAUUGGUUCCACUACAUCCGAAUGCAGCUGCUGUUUUAAACGUGUGAACAUUUACCUGUUUUGAUUAUUUAUUCCACUGUCAUAACACAAGUCUUCAAUAAAGUCCUAAACUUUCAUACUCCA